AGAGCCAACUGCCACGAGGAGUUCAGAUGUGGCCAAAGGCAAAUUACCAUCAAGGCCGGGAAGAAAAUACUGACUGACACGCCCCUCUACCACAACAAACCGGACGUGGUUGUGUCCCUCACCAACCCGGACCACAUCUUUGUGAUCGAAGUGGCUGUGUCACACCUGCAGAACAUCAGGAGCCAGGAAAAGCUGAAGAAAACGCGGUACACGGUCAAUUCCGUCAUUAAGACCGACGGAUUUGAUGUCCGGAACAUAACCCGCGACUUCAACCUGGUGGACGAGCUAAAGCUGAUCCAUCGAUGCCCUGUCACCUUCGCAACCUUUGUUGUGGGAUGCUAUGGCGAGAUUCUGGCCACGGAGGACUUCCUCCACUUCCGUGAUGUGAUGACAAGCCUCAGAGUCACAGCCAGAGAGUGGCAAAUACUGCUCAACCGAACAAGCCACAGCGUAGCAGUCUCCACAACAAACAUCCUUCUGGGGAGGAUCGAGAGGCAGCACCGGGUCUGAGCAAGACUGCCUCCCACAGUGGCCGGGGCUUGAGGGGAGUUCCAUCCCAAACCACAGGGUCCCAACACUAAACACUAACUAUUUA
Dendroctonus ponderosae (mountain pine beetle) is the source of this 595-nucleotide messenger RNA. RefSeq lists its product as uncharacterized. The record is from RefSeq and is a predicted model, not a curated record. Lineage: Eukaryota; Metazoa; Arthropoda; Insecta; Coleoptera; Curculionidae.